Truncatella angustata is the source of this 1560-nucleotide messenger RNA. Its product is annotated as pectin lyase fold/virulence factor. The transcript has 7 exons. Gene Ontology annotation, molecular function: polygalacturonase activity. The record is from RefSeq and is a predicted model, not a curated record. Bases 1 to 1293 code for a protein of 430 amino acids. NCBI's taxonomy places the organism in Eukaryota, Fungi, Ascomycota, Sordariomycetes, Amphisphaeriales, Sporocadaceae. Gene Ontology annotation, biological process: carbohydrate metabolic process.
AUGUAUAUCGCCGCGUUAAUGGGAAUUGUCGGACUCUCGUCUGCCGCCAUUGCGCAGUACGGACCGCCGCAUUUUUCUGAACAUGGCAGAAAGGUCUGCACAGUUGCAGCUGGUGGAACUAACUCAACUGAUGACGCACCCGCAAUCCUGGACGCGUUUGCCGAGUGCGGCCGAGGUGGUACAGUCCUUUUCGAGGACAAGACGUACUACGUGAACACUGUGAUGAACGUCUCAGGACUGCAGGAUUGUUACAUUGACUUGCGUGGUACCUUGGUGUGGUCCACCGAUAUCCAAUAUUGGCUGAAUCACUCCAUAGGCGUUGGCUAUCAGAACCAGACCACUGCCUUCAAAUUAGGCGGUGACCGCAUUUUGUUUGACGGCCAUGGCUACGCUAAUAGUUCUUGCAAACAAGCUGGCACGUUCGACGGGAACGGUGGUGUCUGGUACAAGUAUGCUGCAGGUGUAUCGAAUAUGAAGGGUCGGCCGCACGCCUUGACCCUCGACGGGCUUACCAACUCUCGAGUAACGGGUUUGAAUCUGCUUAGAAGCCAGAUGUGCCACAACUCGCUUUUCGAAAACAUCUUGGUCAACAACACCGCACUCGAUGGAUCAUCCAGUGGCAAUACCGACGGUGCUGACACGUUUUUCUCGUCUCAUUUGACAUUCCGCAACUGGACUGUCGUCAGCCUGGAUGAUAGCAUCUCGUUCAAAGCCAACUCCACCGAUAUCACUGUCACAGACAGCUACUUUAUCAAUGGGCUAGGCAUCGCGAUCGGUAGUAUUGGCCAAUACAAGGACCAGUUCGAGACGAUUGAAAGGAUCAAGACGGAUAACAUCCGCUUCAAGAAUACCCUACACGCAGCAUAUUUCAAGACAUGGACUGGCGAACAGGUCAACUAUCCACCAAAUGGAGGAGGUGGUGGUUUGGGCUAUGCCCGAAACCUGUCGUUCACAAACCUGUAUGGCACAUCUUUCCGCGGUGGGCCGUUCACUAUCUCUCAGUGUACAACAUUCGCAGGUGCGGCGGGAAAUUGUACAGACUCCAAGUUUGAGAUUGGAAAUUUCGAGAUUGCAAACUUCUACGGGACAGCAUCUGCCCUUAACCUGACGAGUUUCCAAUGCAGCGCCGUCAAGCCAUGCCAUGACAUUACUAUCAGGAAUGCCACUUUGAUCAAGGCAAGCAACGGCGCGACAUCGCCGGUUGGCUACCUCUGUGACAACCUCGUGAAUCCUAUCGGGUUCAAUUGCACAGGCUCUCCAUGCAUAGGCAAAAGCGCUACUGGGCAGUGUUGAGCGGUGUUUGAGCGGUGAGGCGUGGCUCAAGUAUGUAAUGUGCGUUGACCGCCACGAGUAGUCUUUGAGCAUAGUAAAAGAAGUGUCUGGUUAUGACCUGUAGCUGCACUGGUGUGACUGUGGUGCCUUGAUCGGAAUACACUGCUUGCAAGUGGCCAAGAUGGGCCCUACAUUCAUCAUACAUGGAUGGAUCUUGGACGUUAAUGGAAAGGCUGGGUGAUGAUGACAAGACGUGGGAAUAACAGGGAAGCUCGCUUAUAGCAGGUA